This is a messenger RNA of Kuraishia capsulata CBS 1993, 1263 nucleotides long. RefSeq lists its product as uncharacterized. The coding region runs from base 1 to 1263 and encodes 420 amino acids. The record is from RefSeq and is a predicted model, not a curated record. Gene Ontology annotation, cellular component: mitochondrion. The transcript has a single exon. Gene Ontology annotation, biological process: biosynthetic process; L-aspartate catabolic process. Gene Ontology annotation, molecular function: pyridoxal phosphate binding; L-aspartate:2-oxoglutarate transaminase activity. Lineage: Eukaryota; Fungi; Ascomycota; Pichiomycetes; Pichiales; Pichiaceae.
AUGCUCAAGUUCUCGCGCGCUUUCAUCAGAAACUCAUCUGUGUGGGCAUCUGUCCAACAGGCACCUGCUGACAAGAUUUUGGGUCUUACUGUUCUCUACAACAAGGACACCAACCCCUCCAAGAUCAACCUCGGUGUGGGAGCAUAUCGUGACAACGAUGGAAAGCCUUGGAUUUUGCCUUCGGUCGUUGCCGCAGAAAAGGUCCUUUCUCAGACUGAAGAGAACAAGGAAUAUGUCCCCAUCGUUGGUUCUCCAAACUUCAACUCUCUGAUCAAGAAGUUUUUGUACGGUGCCUCGGCGUCUGGUCAGUCUCUCGUAGAUUCGGGUCGUGUUGUCACUUCUCAGGGUAUUUCCGGUACUGGUGCCCUGAAGGUUCUCGCUGAAUUUACCAAGAGUUUCUACCCAAUCCGCAAGGUGCUUGUUCCAAACCCCACCUGGGCCAACCACAUUGCCAUUCUGGAAAAGAGUGGACUUGAGACUGAGCCAUAUAGAUAUUACGACUACGAGUCCAAUGGGCUCGAUGUUACCGGUCUGCUUGAAGAUUUGCGCAAGGCUCAAGAGGGAUCUGUGAUCCUUUUGCAUGCCUGUUGCCAUAACCCCACUGGUGUUGACCCUACGCUUGAACAAUGGGACGAGAUCCUUGAGGUUGUUUCCCAGAAGAAGCUGCUUCCAAUUCUGGACAUGGCUUACCAAGGAUUCCGUACUGGUGACCCAAUUGAAGACCUGGCUAUUCUUUACAAGUUCUGCGACCUCGUCGCUGCUGGAAAGCUUGACAAUUUCAUGUUGUCACAGUCCUUUGCAAAGAACAUGGGUCUUUACGGUGAGCGUGUUGGUUCCCUGUCUAUCGUUACUUCUGGAGAGGAAGAGAGCGUGCGUGUCAAGUCUCAGCUCGAGAAGGUUAUCCGUCCUAUUUACUCAUCUCCUCCAUCCCAUGGAUCCAAGCUCGUUGAGAUCGUUCUUUCGAACCCUGAGAUCUACGCCCAGUGGCUCAAGGAUGUUAAGGUGAUGAAUGACAGACUCGUCGACAUGCGUGCCUUGUUGUAUGACAAGCUCAAGAACACCUACAAGAACCCAUUGAACUGGGAACACUUGCUUCAGCAACAGGGUAUGUUCUGCUACACGGGAUUGUCUCCAGAGCAGGUGUCAAGUUUGAUUGAUAAGUCAGUUUACCUUACUGGUGACGGUCGUAUCUCCAUUGCGGGUAUUUACGAGAAGAACGUGGACUAUCUUGCAAAGGCGAUCCACGAAGUGACCACUGCCUGA